Hyla sarda is the source of this 705-nucleotide messenger RNA. RefSeq names its product gastrula zinc finger protein XlCGF49.1-like. NCBI's taxonomy places the organism in Eukaryota, Metazoa, Chordata, Amphibia, Anura, Hylidae. The record is from RefSeq and is a predicted model, not a curated record. The coding region runs from base 1 to 705 and encodes 234 amino acids. Gene Ontology annotation, molecular function: RNA polymerase II cis-regulatory region sequence-specific DNA binding; DNA-binding transcription factor activity, RNA polymerase II-specific. Gene Ontology annotation, biological process: regulation of transcription by RNA polymerase II. The transcript has a single exon.
AUGGCUGCCAAUCAUAUCUGUAUUGAGUAUGGACAGAGCUUCUCUCAUGAGGUUCCUUAUGUCAAGCACCAGAAGUUACACAGUCCUGGAGUUAAACUCGACCUCAGGUCGCACAGUCUGGUCAGUGGAUCUGUGACCCAGGAGCCAAAGAGAACAGGCCGAGAGUUUGUAUGUGGAGACUAUGGAAAAACCUUUAUGGGGAAAUCUAAUCUCAUAGUCCAUCAGAGAACGCACACAGGAGAGAAACCUCACGGAUGCAUCUUCUGUGGGAAACACUUUGGCAGAAGUUCUGUGCUUAGAAAACGCGAGCGGAUCCACACGGGAGAGAAGCCGUACACACGUGUCUACUGUGGAAAACAGUUCAGUCAGAACUCAGGGCUGAAGAACCAUGAGAGAAUCCACACUGGGGAGAAGCCUUACGCCUGUAUAGAGUGCGGGAGGAGGUUCAGUCAGAGUGUCGAUCUGAUUGUUCACUAUAGGACCCACACCGGCGAGAAACCAUUUACAUGGAUUGAGUGUGGAAACAGCUUUAUCCGCAGCUCAGACCUCGCCAUACACCAAAGGACUCACUCUGGGAUUAAACCAUUCACCUGCACUGAAUGUGGGAAGAGCUUUAGACAGAGGUCCCACAUUAGAAGACACGGCAGACCCACACCGGUGAGCGGCCAUUUACCUGUGAUGUCUGCAGGAAAAGCUUCAUCCUGA